Messenger RNA from Maudiozyma saulgeensis, 795 nucleotides. NCBI's taxonomy places the organism in Eukaryota, Fungi, Ascomycota, Saccharomycetes, Saccharomycetales, Saccharomycetaceae. The record is from the annotation of a GenBank genome assembly.
AUGCACAGCUUACAACAUAAUAGACUCAAUGACUUUUUUGAAACUAAUUACUCUAAAGAGUUAGAGCACAAUCAACAACAGAAAAUUAAUAAGCUUAGGGAAACAGUAGAGGUUUUAGAAAUGGAUUUAUUAUAUAUUCUCUCCAAAGAUGCCAGGUCUAAUUUUAUUAACGGUACAAUUUCAAAGAAAAAUAUUCAAAUCAAUAAGAAAGAAUAUUAUACCAAACUAAACAAUGUACAAAAAGGUAUUCUUAAUCAAGCGAAAUCAAGUACAAAAUUAUCUAAUCGGACUGUUAACAACCGUUUGUCACGAACUAACGAGAGUUCUUUUGAAGGGAAAGAAAAUUGUCAAAUGGAGGAACCUUUAUAUGACACAGUGAUGCGUUAUCCACAAUUCAAGGAAGUUUUAAAUGGCUAUCAAAAAUUUGAUAUAAAACGAUAUAACAUAGUAAGUGCUAAAAAGAACAACGAGACACUCCUGACCUUGUCUGGGAAUAGCUUUGAUGGAAAUGUGAAGGAAAUAUUUGACCAAGGUACACAAUAUAGCUCUGGUAAUCAAAGUGAAUCUAAGAACGUCGUAUCUAAAAAUUUAUUUCAGACUAAACUUGAAGAAAGUUCUAUUGUAUUGUUUAAUACCGUUGGGAAAGAGUUUGAUAAAACUAUUAGACCUCAACAAUAUAUAACUCCUGGUGAUAUUACUUGUAGCAAGAAAUAUCACAGAGUGAGAUUUUGGCUAAAUGAUUACCAAGCAAAACCUUCAAGAAUAAAAUUGCUGAGUCAUUCUGAAAGAACAUAA